CCAAGACGAACCCAUGAUGUCUCUGCUUUGAGGACACCGCAAAUGGAGUUCCCUCUUGAAGAGCCUUUCCAUCCUUAGCCCUACCUUUGCCUAUGACACUUGGAGAGGCACCCCAGCAUGCCCUCUGCUUAGAAAGGGCUUGUGGGAUUUCUCCUUGAUGGUGCCUUGUGGGCCCUUCUGAGCUAGAUGCAAGUGCUGAAGGUGGUUCUGCUUAAGCCCCCUUUUGUGGAUGUUGUGAAGCCUCCCUGCCACAUCACCCCAUGCCUAGUCACUCUCUCACAGGGCUGCUGACUCCUCUCUCUCUCCACCAUAGUCCCUGAUCUAGAUCCCUACACCUGAAGUCCACCUAUCUGCAACAAACCCUUUGCUCUGCUUAAUGCCAUGGCUGUCUUCCUAUUUCCCACUCCCUGACAGUAAUGUCAGUGCUCAGGCUGUGAUGGGAGCAAGAGCUCCUGAGCACGGGAGCUUGCAGCUGCAGGAGGGCAGAGAUGAGGCUCUCACUGGUGGCUCCCGUGGGCACCGCAGGCAGCGAGCGGCCGAGCAGCUUUUCCGUGUGGCUCCGGAACGGCACUGCCGGGUCCCUCCUGCCGGGAUGCGCGGGGCUCGAGGCCGGGGCAGCGCCGGGAGGGCAGGGCCAGGAGGCUCCCUCCCUGCCUCCGGCUGCCGGGGCGCCGCGCUCCUCCGCUGCCCGCCGAGCUGCCCCGCGCCCCGCCCCGCGGCCGCCUCCUCCUCCGCCGAAGGGGCCGCGGCCCCGCGGGGGGCGGUGUGGGCCGGGCGUGGGCGGGCGGAGCGGUGGGCGCUGCCCCGGCGAGGGCCCGACUUGUGGUGCGGGCAGGAGCGGCCCGAGCUUGGCCCCGCUCUGCUGCUGUCCGCCUCCCGCCGGGCGCGGCAGGGCCCGAUGGCGGGCGGGCUGGGGCCGCGGCUGCUGGCCUUGGCCUUGGCCUUGGGGCCGGCAGGUGUUUGGGCUGAAUUGAAGCUGGUGGAGUCUGGUGGAGGUCUGCGAGCUGGAGACUCCGUGCAGCUCUCUUGCCAGGGAUCCGGAUUCAGAUUCCAAGAUUUUUCUGUCUGGUGGUACCGUCAGGCACUUGGUGGAAGCCUCGAAUGGGUGUCCUACAUAAACUUUGAUGUUAGAACAACAAAAUAUGGUAAAGCAGUGGAGGGCCGAGUCACAGCCUCCAAGGACAAUUCCCAGUCCAAAGCCUACCUGUCCCUGCGUGCCCUUCUACCCCAGGACUCAGCCCACUACUUCUGUGCAGUUCGCACAGGGACAGGAAACCCAGCUGCGCUUUAACAUAAACCUGCUCCCAGGGUC
Messenger RNA from Anas platyrhynchos (mallard), 1312 nucleotides. Lineage: Eukaryota; Metazoa; Chordata; Aves; Anseriformes; Anatidae. The record is from RefSeq and is a predicted model, not a curated record.